This is a messenger RNA of Cyclocybe aegerita, 930 nucleotides long. The record is from the annotation of a GenBank genome assembly. Lineage: Eukaryota; Fungi; Basidiomycota; Agaricomycetes; Agaricales; Hemipholiotaceae.
AUGUCAAGACCAGCGAUCGCGAACCCAUGGCAGUCUCCUCCCUCUGACUACCCUAUAGAAAGAUCCGCGUAUUACGGGGACUUCGCUUCUAAUAUCCUCGUAGGGAUCGACAUCUGGCUCUUUGCAUAUUCGGCUUAUUUUCUCAACCGCGGUGCCUAUUCCAGAGCUAGGAGAAGACUGUUGAUCGGAUACGGCUUUGUAUUGCUCCUCCUGCUUGUGGCAGCUUCUCUUUCUCGACUAAGGGUGGGCAUGCUCAUGUGGAUUGACCAUCGAUAUUUCGUCCCUGGAGGACCGAGAGGGUAUCUUAGGAAGAGUCCGCCUUGGAAUCUCGUUGGAAUCGUCGCGGUCAUGGCUGCAGAUGUAUGGAGUAAUUUGCUCAUGAUUUAUCGCUGCUACGUGAUACUCUCGCAAAUGGCGUGGGUUAUCACUCUUCCGCUGGCCUUGCUCAUCACGUCGACGGCCUUCGCCAUCUUAACGAUCAUUGAAGGAGUACGCCCAGGAGCCACCUUCUUCGACGGAAAAUCGCUAGCGUUCGGUCUCUUUUGGGUGUCCUUCACGGUAUCCUUCAACGUCGUCGUUACUCUCCUCAUUUGCGGUCGUCUGCUGUAUUCUUACAUGGUCCUCCGACGUAUUGGUGGCCAUGCACUCGCCAAAGAGCGCCUCGGGGUAAUCGCAAUCCUGGUAGAGUCGGCAUUGCCGUUCAGCGUGUUCGGCGUUGCCCUCGCGGUGUUGUACGGCGUCAAAAGCCCAACUGCAACGGCUUUUGCUGAUGUGUGGGGGGUCAUCGUGGGACUUUCACCGCAACUCAUCAUUCUCCGAGUUGCAAUGGGUCGGGCCGUGACGAAAGAAUCCCUGAUAGCCACUUCCGUCGACAUUUCAAGUCGUUUCCUCGUCGAGGUUAUGGACAAUGAGCCAGGGGCCAACGUCUAA